CGGAAAUAAAUAGAAAAUGUCAAAUUCAAGACGAAAGGAGCCUCUGCUGUAUAUGGAGGAAUACAGAGUCAAACAGGACCCUCAGGAUUAUGGCCUGGCCGACGAGGUGUUCAACAUGGAAGUGUUUAAAAGCAAGCUCCAAAUAGCUAUCGUUAGGAAUGACGAGGAUGGACUGGAGUUCGAUCUGAUCGGCGUUUACCCAGCCAUUGCCAACGCCUUCCGGCGCCUGAUGCUCAGCGAUGUCCCCAGCAUGGCGAUUGAAAAGGUCUACAUAUAUAAUAACACUUCGAUCAUUCAGGAUGAGGUGCUGGCACAUCGAAUGGGAUUACUUCCACUCCGGGCCGAUCCCCGCCUAUUCGCUUACCGUACGGAGGAGAGUACCGAGACUGGAACAGAGCAAGACACCCUGGAAUUUGAGCUAAAGGUCAAGUGCACGCGGCGCAAAGAUGCAGGAAAAGAUCAAUCCAACUUUGAUGACAUCUACAAGAACCAUAAGGUUUACUCCGGACACCUAAAGUGGCUGCCAAAGGGCAAGCAGGCACAGAUAUACACCGAGACGGGGGUCGGCUGCAUUCACGAUGACAUACUUAUUGCUCAGCUGCGACCGGGCCACGAGUUGGAUCUCCGCCUCGUAGCGGUUAAGGGCCUUGGUCGGGAUCAUGCCAAGUUUUCGCCAGUUGCCACAGCGACAUACCGCUUAUUACCGCAAAUUAAACUCAACCGCGAAGUCUCUGGCAAGGAUGCUUAUUUGUUGCAGAGCUGCUUUUCGCCAGGAGUGAUUGGCAUUGACGAGAACGAGUGCGCUUACGUAAAGGAUGCACGCUACGACAGCUGCAGCCGCAACGUAUACCGAUACCCGCAAAUAAACGACUCUGUGACCUUGGCCCGCGUUCGAGACCACUACAUCUUCACCGUGGAGUCGGUGGGAGCCCUUAAACCUGAGGUUAUCUUCCUGGAGGCCGUCAAAGUGUUGAAAAAGAAGUGCCGAUCGUUUAUUGACGAAAUAGAAGCAGAGUAGAUUUUUAUUUAGAACAUAAAAAGAUAAUGUAAAUAAGACAACAAAUGAUAUAUACAGUAAGAUUAAAAGGAUCGUUUUCCUUCU
Messenger RNA from Drosophila ananassae, 1102 nucleotides. It is a transcript of the gene Polr1C, whose product is annotated as DNA-directed RNA polymerases I and III subunit RPAC1. Lineage: Eukaryota; Metazoa; Arthropoda; Insecta; Diptera; Drosophilidae. Gene Ontology annotation, cellular component: RNA polymerase III complex; RNA polymerase I complex. Bases 17 to 1018 code for a protein of 333 amino acids. Gene Ontology annotation, biological process: DNA-templated transcription. The record is from RefSeq and is a predicted model, not a curated record. Gene Ontology annotation, molecular function: protein dimerization activity. The transcript has 2 exons.